AUUUUUUUUCUCAAUUUUUCUGUAUUUGUUUUUAGUCAAGUUGUGUUCUCUCUGUUGGGUUCAUUCUCAUCAUUGCUACUUGCUAGCCAUUCCUUCCCAAUUCGCACAGCUCUUGAAAUCUAUUUGCUUCAAAUUCGAAGAGUGAGUAGUACAUUGAAAUUUCAAGGAUGACAGUGUUAAAGAGGUAUGUGCUGAGGCUGUUCAUAUCGUUAAAGUACAUCACAGCAAAUGUUGUUGACAGAAAUAAUGGAAGGAUUGUUGCAUCAGCAUCAACAGUAGAGCAUGCUAUCAAGGGCAAUCUAGAAUGUGGUCGAUCUUGCAACGCUAAAGCAGCGGUGGUUGUUGGAGAGGUGCUGGCAAUGCGACUAAAGGUUGAGGGUCUUGAUCAGGGACAAGAAAGGGGGAUUCAUGUUGAUGUGAACAAGGAAAUUGCAAAGAAAGGCUUGGCAAGUAGCACCAAGGUAUGGGGAAUUGUCAAUGCUCUCAAGAACAAUGGAGUCAAACUAAUUCUCGAUGAUGAUAAUAAUAGUGCAUCUCCAUCGAGCAAGUAUUAGUUUUUAGAUGAUGUUUAAUCUCUGUUCCAUGGUCGGCACCAGCAUUAUCAAUGACAUAACCAAGUCACUGCAAAGCAUGUGUAGAAAGCCCGAAGAAGAUGAGCCAUAUAGCUAGUUUAGACUUUAGAAAGUAUUUAUUUGUUUUACUCAUAUAAAGAAUUCAUUUGAAUAUAUUCACUUGCUUACAAAAGA
Daucus carota subsp. sativus is the source of this 746-nucleotide messenger RNA. RefSeq lists its product as uncharacterized. The record is from RefSeq and is a predicted model, not a curated record. Bases 168 to 554 code for a protein of 128 amino acids. The transcript is spliced from 2 exons. Lineage: Eukaryota; Viridiplantae; Streptophyta; Magnoliopsida; Apiales; Apiaceae. Gene Ontology annotation, cellular component: ribosome. Gene Ontology annotation, biological process: translation. Gene Ontology annotation, molecular function: 5S rRNA binding; structural constituent of ribosome.